Aplosporella prunicola CBS 121167 is the source of this 435-nucleotide messenger RNA. RefSeq lists its product as uncharacterized. NCBI's taxonomy places the organism in Eukaryota, Fungi, Ascomycota, Dothideomycetes, Botryosphaeriales, Aplosporellaceae. The transcript is spliced from 2 exons. Bases 1 to 435 code for a protein of 144 amino acids. The record is from RefSeq and is a predicted model, not a curated record.
AUGUCGUCUCCCAAGCAGCAGGCCAGCGCCCAGCAUGCCAACCCCGCCAACCCCACAAACAACAAGGACAACCCCCCCUCCUUCCACCUCGAGCUCACCCCCCAAGAAGCCGCCGCCGCAGCCGCAAUCACCCAAGUCAAGCAAGCUGAGAGUCGCAAGCACAGCAGCCCCGACGCCCCGGAUAACAACAACCACGCCACCCCGCCAGAGAACGGCGACGGCGCGUCCAGCGAUGGCGAAACCCAGCAACAGCAGCAGCAGCAGCAACCAGCUGCCACCGCUGAAACCGUCUUCAGAGACCUGCACGCCGUCAAGAAAAUGCGCGACGAGUCGCGCCAGCGGAUCGAGGCCAUGCGGCGCCUGAUGGAUGACGACAGGCGCUUGCUCGAGAGCUGUGAGAGCCUGGAGGUUUUACUGGGGCGGGAGGGCAAGUGA